Molecule: messenger RNA, 5928 nt
Organism: Exophiala aquamarina CBS 119918
Lineage: Eukaryota; Fungi; Ascomycota; Eurotiomycetes; Chaetothyriales; Herpotrichiellaceae
Product: AGC protein kinase
Exons: 1
Coding region: 1-5928 (1975 amino acids)
Biological process (GO): phosphorelay signal transduction system; peptidyl-serine phosphorylation
Cellular component (GO): nucleus; cytoplasm
Molecular function (GO): protein serine/threonine kinase activity; ATP binding
Source: RefSeq, a predicted model, not a curated record
AUGGCACAGGAUGGCUCUACCGCCUCUUACUUGGAACCCCCGGUAAUUACCGCCAUAAAGCACGAUGCCAUUCAAACCGGACCUUUGGCCCGAGCUGCCAUGGAGAGGUCGUUCAGUCAGGAUAUUUCAGAAGGAACUCAAGACUUGAAAGAGGCAGCGGAGCAGACCAGGAACAUCAUACUCGAUCUGAGCCUUGAUGGCAUCAUUCGUUGGGUCAGCCCGUCGUGGACCGACAUGGUUGGAACCGAACUCAACACUGUCCGAGGACAGAAAAUCUCACAGUUCAUCAGUGACGACCCAACAGUGUUUGACACCGCCAUCGAGGCCUUGAAAUCCAAUGACUCCAAAAGUCACAUCGUCAAGUUUGCCGUCAAGGUCGGCGCCUCCUCCGACGUGGCUCCGAUGAUCCCCAUCGAAGAUGGUGAAAAGCCUGGUCCGGAAAAUGUCAACCUGGACGAAGCUGGCCGCGCCACGCUUGACCUGGAAGGUCAAGGAAUCAUGGUCUAUGACCGAAGCUCAGGUGGUGGCACCCAUACCAUGUGGAUGUUACAACCUGCCACCGAGCCUGUACGCAUCGAGAUCGCCCUUCCCCAGAAGCUGGUCGAAACUCUCGGCGUCGGUGCUGAAAUUUUGGCAAAAUAUCUCACUGAAUUAGCAGAAGCAGGGGCUAAUGACCCUGAAAACCACCCUCCUCCACUCCCCGUCCUCUGCCGAGUAUGCGAACGCUCCAUCAUCCCUUGGUGGUUCGAAAAACAUUCCGACUUGUGCGUUCAAGAACAUCGCGCGGAGAUGGACGUUCAAAUGGUCCAGGAGAAUCUCUCUGAACAGCGCCAUGCCAUCGUCAAGGUUCUAGACGCUUUUGAAGCUCGUCAAGGCCGCAUCGGACCUGAGGGCUCACCCAACAUGGCUCCCCUGCCGGAAUAUAAAGGCCAGCCCAUCGGGCCUUCACCAACCACGUCCUCUGCUGUGUCUUCGGCCUCGGCAUCCCAUACCGCAAGUCCCGCCCGGUCGAGGAGCCCAUCGGCAGCAGGCCUGGGUCACAAUCGUGCUCGGUCGUUCGUCGUUCGUCGACCACUAGUGCGGUUGGUGGAACUGAUUUUGGAUCUCUGUGACACCGCCUUGGAAAUCAAUGCCCCCUCGAUCAAAGACAGCAAGUCCAACUCAGAAGACGAAUUCCUAUCUCAGUCACCGCAGUCUGAAUCGAGGAUCGCUCAAGUUCAUCAAUGGCAGCCCCCCAUCAGUCUCGAGAAUGAACCGGGCCUGGCCGCUUUGAGCGCCGAUACCGAAAGACUCGCACGGGCCAAGGUCGAAGCUGUCCACCGACAACAAUUUAUCCUCGAGUACUCGGAGCGUAUCCGUCAAGAGUACAUGGCAGAGGUCGAUGCUUGCAUCAGUGAAGCGUUGAUCAAAGCCGAAAGAGCGGCCGCCGGGGAGGACCUGUCGUCCGGCGGAAGUGAGACGGAGAGUGAGACGGAGAUCGAAAUGGAUGGCCAUUUGGAAGACAUUCUUGAAAGCCCCAUCAAACCUGACGAAUCUUCGACCGAGGUCUUGGAACCCGAGGCGACACGGUCAAUGCCAUACGUCGGUGUUAGAUCUAUGGCCACGGCCUUGAGAACUUCGAGAGACUUGUCCCACAUUGCCCUCACCGACCAACGACGUUCCUCCUCCCAAGCGGUGUCGACGGGGUCCAACAGCCCCAUCGAAUGCCCGACGCCGAAGUCGCACAAGAGCAAUCUGAUCACGCAACCUCAGCCGUUAUCGAACCGUCGGUCGAUGUAUAUCGAUGACGGUAAUGACAGCGACAGCAGUCUGCCGUCGGCCAGCAACUGGCGAGCUGAUUCUCCCGCCAUCUCCGAACACGGUCGGUCUGCACAUUCUCGCGACAGAAAGCGAAGGAGCAUGCAUCUCCACGGUCUCAACUCCUCAUCGCCUCAUCGUCAGCAAUCCCCGGGCCGGUAUCCUCCACCGCCACCCUCGCCACUACGUAUGAACAAGUCUCGAGUCCCCAGUGGGGAGAACGCACAAUCCCCCAUCGUUUCACCUCUCUUGACCACCGGGGAAUAUAUGCCACCGCCACAUGUACCGGUACUGCAUAGGAGGCAGUCGUCGAUGCAUUCGUCUGAUAUACGCACACCGUCUUCUCCACGGCUCAGCUCCAUUAGUCAGCCUCAACAACGUGUUCAACCUCCCUCGAUCAAAGACUUUGAAGUCAUCAAACCGAUCAGUCGGGGCGCCUUCGGGAGCGUCUACCUGGCCAAGAAAAAGGCCACCGGCGAGUACUUUGCCAUCAAGGUGUUGCGAAAGUCGGACAUGAUCGCUAAGAACCAAGUUACCAAUGUCAAAGCCGAACGUGCUAUCAUGAUGUGGCAGGGUGAAAGCGAUUUCGUCGCCAAAUUGUACUGGACCUUUUCGAGCAAGGACUACCUGUACCUGGUCAUGGAAUUUCUCAACGGCGGUGAUUGCGCUUCCCUCGUCAAAAUUCUCGGUGGCUUGAGCGAAGAUUGGGCCAAAAAGUACAUCGCCGAGGUGGUGCUCGGGGUGGAACACCUGCACAGUCGAGGCAUCGUGCACCGUGAUCUGAAGCCUGACAAUCUUUUAAUCGAUUCAAAGGGCCAUCUCAAGCUCACUGACUUUGGACUCUCACGGAUGGGCUUGAUCGGUCGCCAAAAACGCGCCCUCAUUCAACCCGACGAGCCCGCUCCUGAUUUGUUGAAGCAAGGCCCUUUCACUCAGCCGUCGGGGAAUGGAUCGAAUCCCACUUCCAGGUCUGCUUCAUUUGACUAUCAAGGCCCCCACUCGCCGGCCCCCACUCCGCUCAUGACGCCGGCACUCGCAGGAGGGCUUGACCAGCCUUCGUACUUUAGCUUGAAUCGAGAGAGUUCGCUGAGUCGCGAACUGUCUUUUAAGAGCUCAGGGCAUCGCAGUGAUAGUGGCUCUAGUUUCGAUCUGCAUAAUCUCUUUAGAAAGCUGGGUGUGCAGGACGGUGCCGAACCAACAUCCCACCUCCGGAAUCAUGCGUUCGAGGAGGAGCUUUAUAGCCAAGGUAGUAACUCCCCGGACCUCUUUCCGUUGUCCCAAUCCAUGAGCAAUAUCUCACAGGCCCCUCCUCCGCCUCCGGCCUCUUCACAGAUGCUGCCACCUCCCACAGAGCUCUUUGACCCCGACGAGAGUGGACGUCGCUUUGUGGGAACCCCUGACUAUCUGGCCCCCGAGACCAUCAAUGGUCAAACCCAAGAUGAGAUGUGUGAUUGGUGGUCACUCGGAUGCAUCUUGUUCGAAUUCCUCUACGGCAUCCCGCCUUUCAAUGCCGACACCACCGAAGAGGUGUUUGACAACAUUCUCCAUCGCCGGAUUGCUUGGCCCGAGGACGACGAGUUUGAAGUCAGCGUCGAGGCAAAAGACUUGGUUAAUCAACUCAUUCAGCUCGACCCUCGUGAGCGACUCGGAGCCAACAUCGAGGAGAGAUACCCCACCGGAGGGCGGGAGAUCCAGGCGCACCCCUGGUUUGCCGAUAUCAACUGGGAUACCCUACUCGAAGAUGAAGCACAGUUUAUCCCCGCACCCGAACACCCAGAGGACACCGAAUACUUUGACUCUCGUGGAGCGACACUGUCGUCGUUUCCCGAGGAGCUGGAGGAUCAGAUCUCUCCCUCGGGACCCACCCCCAAUGGUGCAGAUUACCCCAACCGGCCUCACGAUGCACUAUUCCGAGCUCGGACACAGACGGCGUCGGCAAAGCGAGGGCUCAUGCCCCUCCAUAUCCCUCCACACGUCGCUCGCGACUCUCGGAGUCGGAGGCUGAGUGAACCGGUCGUCGCCGAUGAUUUUGGUAACUUCACGUUCAAAAAUCUGCCCGUGCUGGAAAAGGCCAACAAGGACAUUGUCGAGAAGAUGCGCAAAGAGGCCAUGCAGGCCCAAGCGCGUGGGUACUCGCACUCGCAGGCUAUGUCCGCGGCUAACAGCCCAGCCAUGGGGUCUCCAGGGCCAUCUCUUGAGGGCAGUCCGAUGAUGCCCAUGCCCGUCAAGCGGGCCCUGUCGAUCAGCAAAGGCCACCGGCCCGGCUCGCCCGCCAGUCUGGCGACGAGCAAUUCGUCUCCAAGCAGACCCUCUCAACCAUCAUCGCCGCUGUUGGUUCAAUUCUCGACCGCCCAGCAUCAUGAACGGCGCAAGACGUCGGGAUCCUCUAGUGGAAGCAAUUCUCUCCUCCCCGGCAGUUUCUUCGACAUUCCUCAUGAUGCCCUCAAGCACGUCGGUACUGCUGCCGCUUCACCGAUCAAGCCCCACCGGUUACCGGCCGUUUCCCCCGCGAAGCAGAUGCAGGGGCCGCCUUCCCGGCAGUCCAGUGUCAAUGGACGCACCAGAUCUCAAACGGUCGGCUCUCAAGAAAGCGAUGGGCAGUCGGCUCGUGAAGGGUUUAUGCCUGGCCACCACAAACGCAAGAGCCAGUUGUUCGUGCGGGAUGUUUCGCCGUCGUCGUCGGACAACGAGAACUCGCAAGCCAAGGCCAUCCUCAAGGUUCAGCGUCGGAGACAGAGUUCACGGAGAAUGUCCCAGAUCAAUUUCUCGGACGGCCCGACCUAUCACCCGCUCGAUGUUUUGAUCUGUGAAGAUCAUCCGGUCUCUCGCAUGGUGAUGGAACGGCUUUUCGAAAAGCUCCGAUGCCGCACCGUCAGCGCCAGCAAUGGACCAGAUGCUCUCCGACUUGCCGUGAGCCAGAUCAAGUUCGAUAUCAUCUUCAUGGAGUUCAAGCUUCCGCUCAUAAGCGGGGUGGAUGCCGCUCGAAUGAUUCGCGACACCAAGAGUGCCAAUACCAACACCCCGAUCGUGUGCAUCACCGGGUACCUGAAAGACCUUCCUGAUGUUCACCACUUUGACACAUUAAUGCAGAAGCCGCCCACUACGGAAAAGCUGACCGAGAUGCUCUGCAAGUACUGCUCAUGGAAGCCGCCACCGAAGGACUUCAAAUUGGCCAUGCCGUUGCAGAUUCAGCCCAUCACUAGUCGCCUCGAUGGGUUGCUGACCCAGGACAGUCCCAGCUCGGUGGCGUCGAGCCUGGCGCCGACCAUGCCGGACUCCUCCUACAAGGGCUCGAGUCGUGAAGAUUCCAUUGGCAGUGGUGGGUUUUUCAGUGAUAUGGAAUCUUUGAAAGCAGAUGAGAUCCCCGUGAUUGUCUCCCGAGCAGCCACCGACGACUGGGCCAACAGUGGUCUGGGCAUCUCUGACGACAUAGUGAUGAGUCGGCGACCCUACAUUCAGAGUGGAUUCCCUCACCUGGUUCAUACCGAGUCAGCGCCUCCGAGUGCCAGCAUCGAGGAACCCAGUGGGUUUGGGCUACGCACUCCCCGUCGUCAGCGCUCCUCAGAGGCGGUCAGACAGAAGCGAGAGCAACUAGAAAUCAAUCUACACAACCUCAACGGUGCCGCGGACGAAGGAGACGACGAAGACGAUGAACUCGGUGACGCGCAAGUGCGGGCUCGGUCCCCCAUCGGGAAAAGUGCCAGACCAACUUCCAAGCUCGGGAUCGAAAUGAUGCGGACGAACAGCCGUGGGAGUGUCAUCUCGAUGAAUAAUGACAACACGGCAGAUUCAGAGAGUCUGCGGAAGUCGGUUGAGAUCCUGGAAGAACGGAUGGAGAGCCUCAAAAUUCCCGAGGAGCCGCCUCAAUCGGUCUUGGUCGCGAUCCAACCACGGAAGACCGUCGAACGGGUGGCCUCACAGCAUUCACAUCCAGAGCAGACAACACCAGACCGGCCUCUCAGCCGGGGGCAUAUCACACCACCCGUCAUCUUUCCCCAGAAACCCGGAACGAGUGUCACUGACAUCGCCAUGGACAGUGAGCUUACCCCGGUCCCUUCCAAAACCAUCAACCUGGAAGAGGAACCCACUCCGAAGCCUCAAGGCAGCCCUGCAGGACAGGCGAAACCAUAA